Molecule: messenger RNA, 3153 nt
Organism: Trichoderma virens Gv29-8
Lineage: Eukaryota; Fungi; Ascomycota; Sordariomycetes; Hypocreales; Hypocreaceae
Exons: 1
Coding region: 1-3153 (1050 amino acids)
Source: RefSeq, a predicted model, not a curated record
AUGGACUUGUCCAGCUCUGUGGCUCCUCCGUUAGAACGAUCCGUCUCGCAGCAGAGCGACAUCUCGUAUCGCUCGCACCGCAGCGUCCGCACCGGCAAGAACCGCGCGUUCCUCAACCAUCACCACCUCAGCAGCUCUGCUAGCAGCAUUGCCGAGAGCGACAAGUCCCUCACCAGCUUCCCCAGCUUCUCCCCGGAGCUGCCCGGCAACGACCGCUUUGGCGAUGACGAUGCCGUCCACAACCAGCUCCAUGCCGCCAUUCGCCAGCCCGACAAGACGGCCCGCGUCAAGGAGCUGAGCGGCGCCGCCUCGUCCAUCGUCGACAGCCUGACCUGGCGCAACUCGGCGCGCGAGGCCCUGUUUGAGGAUGCGCCGCUGGCGCAAACCAUCCCCGGUGCGCUACACAAGGCCGACGACAAGCAUCUGGAGCGGCUGAUUUCGAGACAUGGCGCUGUGACUCUGGUGAGGCAGAUCGCGGGCGACCUUGCGCAGAGAGACGCACAGAUAGCAACUCUGCGGCGACGGGCCGAUGAGCGCGAGAGGGCGCUGAGGAAGAUUAUACGCGAGUGCGGGCUGUCCAGCCUGGAGCUGGAGACGAGGCUGCGGGCGGUGGAGACGGAGCUGCGGAAAAAUGGAAACUUCCAAAGGGAUGGAAGUGGACUCAGUGAUUUGAUGAGCGAUGCCAUGCGAGACACGGUGACGGAGAGUGCGUAUGGAGAGACGGGCAUGGCCAGCGGAACGAUUCGCGCGCACGCCAGCAGCGUCACCUCGGCGCCAGGCGGCAGCUCCGACAACGCCAAGGGACCUGGCACGGUCAAGGGAUGGAAAGACUAUCUCUGGGGUGGCACGUCGAAAAAGACGACAUCCAACAGGCCUACCGUGAUACGAUCGCAUUCCAGCCUCGGCCAGCGACCACCGCUGCAGGACGACCUCUUCGAUCCCCCGACCCCGACGACCUCUGGCCCUGCCAACUCCAGCCGGCCGUCUAGCAUACACUCGGCGACUACUCCAGAGCGUAAAUCAAUAGCGAGCUUGACGCUGAGGCUCGUGGCUGGUGGCGCCGUUGCAAGUCGCGAAGCCGAGAGGGGCCGUGCUGCGAGCAGUGCUGCCCGGACAGAGACGGUCAGGACAGGAUCGGUUGCUAGUAACCACACCAGUCGUUCGUCCCGGGCCGUGUCCGUUGCUGGCGGCCCCAAAGCACUCAUGGCCAUGGGAAGAUCUACGCCGUCGACCGCCGCUUCGGCCAGCGCAAAACUGCAAACUCAAGAAGUGCGAGGGAGCGGCUCCGGAAGCUCACCUGGCGGGUCUACUCUGCGUCCGGAUAACUUUGGGCCUGUAGAGAUGGAUGCUAUACUACCUCCAGAGUCUCAGCCUCCGACGCUGACACGGAUGUAUAACAACUACCCCAAUAGCGAAUAUCUCACGGAUCGAUUCGGCUUCAUCUACGACCAGCGGCGCAAGAAGCGGCAGCGAGAGGCCUCGCAGAUGGCCCAGAACAUCCGGAAUGGCGACCGUAGAGAAAUGAUUGGAAAUGGCAACCGGGCAGGAAUCUCGCCAAACACACUGGAUGAUAUGCCGAGCCCCAAAAUGAGCGUGUCCGGCGAUGCUCGGCCGGGGAGUCCGAGCUCACAAGAAGAGAGGACCUCUGGAGAGGAGAAGACAAAGCGCUGGCAAGACUACUUGAAGAUUGCGACGUUUCCCACCGAGUUGCUGAGCCAUACGCCUGGCAUAAGUGCCACGGCUGUGUCUGUGACCGAGGGCACCGACGAUCGGGCCAGCACCACGUCCAGCCAGCGGUUGGUUGAGCGCGCCCGAUCGCCUGCGAUAACGCCGACCGAAUCGGGACUUGUCCCCUUGGCAAGCACCACAACGGCCGUUGACAAUGAAACUACACUCACCCAGCCACCGUCAGAGCAGCAGGAUUCGACUUUUGGAACGCUUGUCAAGGAGGAUGCAGAACCCGUCAAGUUACUUCUUGAGCAGCUGAGCGAGCUGCACGACUCCCUCCAGCGAGAGAGGACUACCCAGUGGAACGAGUUCCUCCGCAAAGUGAGGGCGGAGAGGCACCGCGAGGGCGAGGCCGCCAUAGCCGCAGCUACGGCAGCGGCAGAAGCUCGAUUUGAGAGUCCGGGGAUUAUCCUGCCAGAGGCUCGGGUAACGGACGGCGAAAUGAUUGGCAUCUCUAAUCUGGGCAACAAGGGCAAGGUCGGGCGGGCCAAGUGGAACGGGUUCAAGACGUUGGUGCUGGGCGGCAUCCCCGUGCAGCUUCGCGCAAAAGUGUGGUCCGAGUGCUCAGGAGCAACGGCGCUGCGCAUCCCCGGCUACUACGAUGGACUCGUAUCUCAGAGUGGAGAGGAUGACGACGCCGCUGUGGUGAGCCAGAUCAAGAUGGACAUUAACCGGACUCUGACGGAUAACAUCUUCUUCCGAAAGGGACCCGGAGUGCAGAAGCUGAAUGAGGUGCUGCUGGCGUACUCGCGGCGGAACAAGGACGUGGGCUACUGCCAGGGGAUGAACCUGAUUGCGGCCAAUAUCCUGCUCAUCACACCAUCGGCUGAGGAAGCGUUUUGGAUUUUGGCGUCCAUCAUCGAAAACAUUCUCCCCCAUGGCUACUACGACCACUCGCUAAUAUCCUCUCGGGCCGACCAACAGGUGCUUCGGCAAUAUGUCCGCACUGUGCUCCCUAAACUGUCAGCCCACCUCGACUCGCUCUCGGUUGAGCUGGAGGCCUUGACGUUCCAGUGGUUCCUCUCCGUCUUUACAGACUGCCUGUGUGCCGAGGCGCUCUUCCGUGUCUGGGAUGUGGUGCUGUGUACCAAUGACGGGAGCACGUUCCUCUUCCAGGUUGCGCUGGCCCUACUCAAGCUCAACGAGAGCAAUCUGCUGCAAUGCGACACGCCGGCAGGUGUAUAUACUUAUAUCAACCACCACAUGACGGAACAUGCCAUUAGCAUUGAUGGAUUGAUUCAGGCGAGCGAAGGGCUGAGAAGAGUAGUUAAACGAGAGGAUGUCGAGCAGCGCCGGGCAAAGGCGAUCCAGGCUGAGAAGGACAUGCUCAGUGGCUCGAACCGAGUAGAAGGAGAUGCUGUGUCGACAAAUACAGAGGCGACGGAGACUGCAGACGCUGAUGACGGAGACGAGGAUUCGAGCUGA